UUCUUUUUUUUUUUUUUUUUACCCUUCAUUUAAACUGCAUCCACUCGUUCUCUUUGUUACAUACAGUCCACAUACCUGAGUAUUAAGGCUUUGGUCACCCGCAUUGUUCCAACUACAACAGUUCAUACAAUUUAAACAUUCUGCCCCUACUUACACGUCCCUCCCUUGCAUAUUCUCCCGUUCCGACAGUUGCGUUGCACAUUACGAUACCUACUUUCCAUUGUACAACAAUACAAGUCGUGCCCCAUCUGACUGCCGCGGGCAUCUCCUAUUCCUUCCUCUUCAGCCUCGCCUGUCUCCUACCACUUCUUCAGAACGAUUGCUGUGCAGGUCACGCCUGAAUUCUCACCGAUCCUCUCCUUCCACCCUCUUUUCCUUUAUUUACUAACUGACACAACCUUCGUGUGUUCAUCCCCCACUACGUAUAGAGCUUGUGAACAAGUGAUCAGCGUGAAGCGCCACGAUCGCCGUGUGAUAUCACUGGGUUUCGGUCCACCGUGGUUUGUCGAUCUGUCAAUGCUUGCCUUGAUGGACGGUCAGAGAGGGUUUCGCAUUUCAUGAAAUAAUAAUGCUGUUUAAUUUGGGCCUGACAGCACAUGCAGCAGCGGCUCACGAGAACGACGCUGGCCCUCAACCGGAGUCGCAACUUUCGGGGGGUUUAAAUCGUCAUUCCUCCCCGCCAACGGUUUCAUUUGCGACAAUGCCAACCAUGGGCUUGGGGAGUUUUUACGGCCGAUAUAAGGGCUCAGAGACAGAGCGACUCCAUAAGGGGCCUCCGCGGGCAAUGUCUGCGAGCCCGGUGGCGUCGGUGGUUUCGAGCGAUGGAGAGUACUCAAUGGCAGGGACAGUUCUCAGUCAAUCCCGGAACACCCGCCCGCAAACAUUUAGGAAACAAUCGUCGCGGCCGAAGACAAUCUACCAAUUAGCUCACCCCGCGUCCCAUGCACGUCAUAAGCGAUUGAGGCUCCGACCCAAGCUUCUUCUGCAGCUACAGCGAGUAUCACAAACCCCACGCCCUCUACCUGUCCUGGAUGUAUUACCGUCGACCGUAUUUUUACCUAGAUUAUCGCGCAAAUUCCCCACGAUUUUUCGAGGCAAGAAGGGAUUGGGUCCCAAUGAUUUGAUCAUCGUGACCAGCGAUCUUUAUGAACGGUCCGGGGGGGAUAUUGCUGAUAAGUAUCUCAGCUCGGACGAGGAACACAGUGAACAUCGUGAAGUCGUCGCAACAAUUUGCCAACUUCUCAAGGAGGAUGCGUUGUCAAAAGGGAAGGCGGAGAUUUGUCUUAAUUACGGGCCGGUGUGGGAGGCGACACCUCUUCCCAAUGGAUCCUACGAGUUUGUGGCCAACACCGAAGAUGGGAUUCAGAUCCUGCGAUGGGUACUUCGCGGAGCACGGAAUCGCCGCAUCUCCGCACCCCCUGGAACUACGCCCCAGGCGGACACGAAACGAUUUACUUUUAGCGUCAUCAACCCCAACACCCGUCGUCAUCCCGUCAUCGCGACUAUGGCUCGUAAUCACCUGGAGAUAUUUGAUGAGUACGCGAUGCCCACGGCAUCCGGACAUCCUCUGUCGCCAACGUCUACGAUGUCUGUGAUCAGCGAUGAUUCUGAACUGGACGCCUCCUUAGACAAGAAGGUCAUUGAGACGGACGAUAAUCUCCGGACGUUGAUCAUUAUCACCAGUAUUUGGGUGGCCUUCCGAGAAGGCUGGUCGCAUAAUUUCACUUAUGAUGAUUCAGCCGUGACUUUCAACGCAGCACUUUCCCCAUCUCGACAGCCAUCUCCAUCUGCAGCCAGAACCGAGAAUGAUCUGAUACCCGCUGGAAGGGAUAAUCGUUCGGAAAGGCUGGUAUCGAAUGGCUCGAGGAACCGCGCAUCGGUGCCAAAUGGCUCACAACCUAACGCGCUGUCAGACCGGUCCAUAGCAUAUGGUAGUCUGACCAAGCGCUCGAAUUCAACAGGCGCAGCUUUCAUGGAGCGAACCAACCGGCGUGCUUCUGGAACCGUUGGCCGACCCAAAAGACAUAGUUUGCGUUCAAGUCCUCGCGAACUGGACCAGAACGGGAACAGCCCAGUGGAACAAAAUAAUCGAAGCUCCACAACACAGCCAGCAGCCCCGGUUCCGCCAUUGGAUAGCUCGCAAGGUAACGAUAGCUAUCCACUACAUCAGCUUGAACCAUCCGAUCUAAAAGCUAAACAGCUGGGCCGAAGCAGCUCCACGAAGAGAUGUCGACGCCGGCUGAGCAAUAUUUUUGACUUCCUGACUCGAAAGCACCAUUAAUGAAGCCCGGUGCUUCUCUGAUGGCUUGGUGAACCAGGUCUCAUACGGUUGUGUGACACCUAAUUCGAUUCUACGCUCCCUCUAGCCGAGGUGAAGCGGGGUCCCCCUUGGGGUUCCCUUUUGUACAUCUUUUCACUCCCGGUGGCCAGGUGCUAUGAUGGGAUUCUGGGGCUAGCCCAAAAAUCAAUUUGCAUACGGUCUCCGUGCUUACUGUCUUUACGCAAUACUCUCACCUCUUCGCAGCGCCGUGA
This is a messenger RNA of Aspergillus pseudonomiae, 2532 nucleotides long. RefSeq lists its product as uncharacterized. The transcript has a single exon. The coding region runs from base 569 to 2281 and encodes 570 amino acids. Lineage: Eukaryota; Fungi; Ascomycota; Eurotiomycetes; Eurotiales; Aspergillaceae. The record is from RefSeq and is a predicted model, not a curated record.